AUGACAGGAGACAUGUCAGAACAGACUCAUCAUCUUCUUGACCCGGCUACCCAAGCUUCAACAAAAAUUUCACUGUCAGCUAAACCAGACUGUCUGGCCACGUACACUGACGAAGUGGAGUUUGUCCUUGACAAUACCGCAUCAAGCUCACUAGCAGAUGCUCUGCCUUUUAGUCAGGAAACAGUUCGCAGAUUAGCAGAGGCUCCUAUCUCUCAGCCAAAAGUUCAGUCUCCUCCAUUGGGUCUGAAUCUGGAAGUCAGUUCGCGGUUCAAUCGGGGACAAAUAGUUAGCAGUUUGGUCACUGAGCCAAAUGUUCCGAUAUUCCAGGCUGAGGAAAUGGUGGAAGGUCCAUAUGCUCCAAACCCUUCUAGGACCUCGCAGCUCAAAAAUCGAAGCGCCCGACAAGAGCCGGAAAACUAUAUUCCUAUAAGGUCUAGUGCCUCCAGCCCACCCUUGCUUGGCUACAGUCAGUCAAGCGGUCGGCUACACUGGCGUGUACAAAGUGCGAACGGUGAAGUGAAGGGAGUAGUACCAGCUGUCUGUGUUUGCAUUCUACCCUAUGAUCCAGAGACAAAAGAAGUUGCAAAACAGUAA
This is a messenger RNA of Protopolystoma xenopodis, 594 nucleotides long. NCBI's taxonomy places the organism in Eukaryota, Metazoa, Platyhelminthes, Monogenea, Polystomatidea, Polystomatidae. The record is from the annotation of a GenBank genome assembly.